GACAGCCGUCACUCGCCAAGUCCAAGAAAGAAAAAAAGCCACAGAAUCCCCCCCUUUUAAAUAACAUCCGCUGCGUAACGACGCUUGUAAAAUUUCUGCCUUUCGUGCUUGUCGUUGCUACUAUUAUUGGUGGUAUUCUGUGCUUCCAGACGCACCGAACUAUGUCCUUCUUCGACCUCCUCAACGAGCGUGCGAAGCACACGCUGCUCUGCGUGGGCCUGGACCCACGCGCCAAGACCGCCGAAGACGCCCUGCAGGAGUGCAAGCGUCUGAUCGAGCAGACCAAAGAUUACGCAGCGGCGUACAAACCAAACGCGGCCUUCUUUGAGUUCUUUGGCGAGCAGGGCUGGGCGGUGCUGGCGGAGGUGAUCCGUGCCGUCCCGCCCAACAUCCCCGUUGUGCUCGAUGCGAAGCGCGGCGAUAUCGCGGACACGGCGGAUGCCUACGCGGCGUCGGCCUUCCGGCACCUCCACGCCCACGCCAUCACCGCCUCCCCUUACAUGGGCGGCGACAGCCUCCAGUCCUUCCUGCGCUACGCCGACAAGGGCGUCUUUGUGCUGUGCAAGACGUCGAACAAGGGCAGCAACGACCUGCAGUGUCUCCGGGUGGGGGACAGGUUCCUCUACGAGGCGGUGGCCGAGCGGGCGGAGGGGCCGUGGAAUUCAAACCAGAACGUUGGCCUCGUGGUGGGCGCGACGGACCCGGUGGCACUCGCCCGUGUGCGUGCCCGUGCGCCGACGCUUUGGUUUCUCGUGCCGGGCAUCGGUGCGCAGGGCGGCAGCCUCAAGGCGAGUCUCGACGCCGGUCUCCGCGCGGAUGGCAGCGGGAUGCUGAUCAACGUGUCGCGCGGCAUCGCCCGUGCCGCCGACCCACGCGCGGCGACGAGGCAGCUGUGCGAGGAGAUCAACGCGAUCCGCUUCGCCAAAGGCGCGUCGACCGAGCUGGCGACGGCGCUGGUGGAGUCGCACUGCGUCCGCUUCGGCACCUUCACGCUCAAGUCUGGCAAGACGUCGCCGAUUUACAUCGACCUGCGCCGUCUAGUGACGUACCCGAGCAUCAUGCGGCUGGUGGCGCGCGAGUACGCGAAGGUGCUGCGCCAGUACAAGUUUGACCGCAUUGCCGGUCUGCCCUACGCCGCCCUGCCCAUCGCCAGCGCGAUCUCCAACGAGAUGAACGUCCCACUCAUCUACCCGCGCCGCGAGGCCAAGAGCUACGGCACGAAGGCCGCCAUUGAGGGGGAGUACAAGAAGGGCGACCGCGUCGUGAUUAUCGACGACCUCGUCUCGACCGGUGAGACGAAGGUGGAGGCGAUUGACAAGCUGAAGUCUGCGGGGUUGGAGGUGGUGGCCAUCGUCGUCCUGGUCGAUCGUGAGAUGGGCGCCAAGGCGUUCCUGAACGGGCUGGGCUACGAGUUCGAGGCAGUGGUCGGCCUGUACCAGCUGCUCCCCCUGUGGAGGAAGAGCAAUGCUAUCACGGCGGCGCAGGAGGCUGAGGUGCGCGCCUUUCUGGGUCAGUGGCAGAAGAGCAAGAUCUAA
Messenger RNA from Leptomonas pyrrhocoris, 1535 nucleotides. RefSeq names its product putative orotidine-5-phosphate decarboxylase. Bases 162 to 1535 code for a protein of 457 amino acids. NCBI's taxonomy places the organism in Eukaryota, Euglenozoa, Kinetoplastea, Trypanosomatida, Trypanosomatidae. Gene Ontology annotation, molecular function: orotidine-5'-phosphate decarboxylase activity; orotate phosphoribosyltransferase activity. The transcript has a single exon. The record is from RefSeq and is a predicted model, not a curated record. Gene Ontology annotation, biological process: pyrimidine nucleotide biosynthetic process; 'de novo' pyrimidine nucleobase biosynthetic process.